UCUGCUACAGAAACGCGAUCGACAGCACGCCGGUAUUGACCUGUAGCCUACACGCUCACCCCAGCCGGGCUUCAUAACUACAAACCAACCGCUAUGAGGAUCAUCAGUCUCGUGUUCUUGUGUUCUGUGUUCCUGCAGAAUGGAGCCUCCUCGGGCCAGGGCCUCCAGGAGAAGAUCCUCGGGGGAUACCCGUGCCGGCGCCUCACGCAGCCCUGGCAGGCUUCACUCAACCUGGGAUACCACGCCUGCGGAGGGGCGCUCCUCAACAGCCACUGGGUCAUCUCGGUCGCCCACUGCUGGUUCAACCCGAGUCGAAUCCUGGUGGUGCUGGGCGAGUUCGACCUGUCGGAACACGAAGGCACGGAGCAGCCGCGCCGCGUCAGCACCGCGCUCUGGCACCCGCUCUACGACCUCCGGACCCGGAGCCAUGACGUCAUGCUGCUGAGGCUGGCCGAGCCCGUCCUCUUCACCCCGUACGUGCGACCCGUCCCGCUGCCCGUCAACUGCCCCGCCACCGGGACCUACUGCACCGUGUCGGGCUGGGGCAACACCGUGGGGGACGGGUUCGUUAUGCCCAACAAGCUGCGCUGUGCCGAGGCUGUCAUCGUUAGCGAGCCGGACUGUGAGACAGCUUACCCGGGGAUGACACCCGGGACCGUGCUGUGCACCGGGUACUCAAAUAUGGGCACCUCGGGCCCGUGCCAGGGUGAUUUCGGGGGCGCGCUCGUGUGCGAUGGAGUGAUUCACGGGAUCGCGUCCUGGAGCGAGGUGUGCGCGCACUCGGAGGGAGCGCGCCCCGCCGUGUACACGAAACUGUGCGCGCUCGUGCCCUGGAUACAAAGCACGCUGACCGCUGACUGAUACCCGAGCGAGUCCGGCAACGCGGGGAGGAGGCGCGUAACCCAUUCACUGGAAGUCUUUCUCAGCGUCUUCAAUCCCAGAUUGUGAUUCUGCGCUUAGGAACAGGCUAGAUUUGGGCUUUUCUGUUCAAAUAAUCAAAGUGCAAAGAAUAAAAAAAAAAAAAAAUACUUUCAAAUUGUGUUCUUGCUUGUUAGGUGUUUUUAAUUAUUAUUGAUUGAUAAUGUCUUUAUAAUAUAUAGCACUAGACCCUGAUAGUGAUGAGAUCCAGCCCUCUGAAAUGUCUUUAUAAU
Messenger RNA from Acipenser ruthenus (sterlet), 1151 nucleotides. Its product is annotated as trypsin-like. Lineage: Eukaryota; Metazoa; Chordata; Actinopteri; Acipenseriformes; Acipenseridae. Bases 94 to 861 code for a protein of 255 amino acids. Gene Ontology annotation, biological process: proteolysis. The transcript has 5 exons. Gene Ontology annotation, molecular function: serine-type endopeptidase activity. The record is from RefSeq and is a predicted model, not a curated record.